AAAUGGACUCUACAACUAGUGUGGGACGUGGGCCAAACGUAAACAAUCAACGGCGAAUUUGGACGUUUGAAGAAGAACGAUUAAAGGAGCUAAUUGCCCGUGGAAUGAAAGCCAACAAUGGGUUCCGUUCGGGGUACACAAUCAACAGUUUUCGGGGACUGCAAUUAGAGCGGAGCCUCACAUCUCGUAGAAAUAUUACGGUAUGGAAAAAAAACUAUGUUUUACUUGCACCAUUGCUUCAAAACACUUUCGGUGUUGGGUGCCACAUACUAGAAGUAGAAGAGCCCGUGUGGAACGAUUAUGGUGUUGAGAGUAGUGCAUCCAGGAAGGGUAAACGGGUGGGUAAACGUAAACGUGUUAAAGAUGCGGAGGUUGAAGUGGUCGGCCUACUGUCUACUUCAUGCGAGAAAGCCGAUCAAUGUUGGGGUCAAAUGGUAGAACGUAUUGGGGUCCAGCACGACAAGAAGGAGCAACAGAAACAUUUACGAGAUGUUGAAGUCUAUUCCCAUGUUGAGAACAAAGAAGAGAUAGACGUUUUUUUUAGCGUCGGCGAAGAGGACAAAGCUUCAAUGGUGAAGAUGAUCCUCGAAAAUAAAUUGUUCUUUCAUCGUAAGAUUAAUCCAAUGGAUCGUCAUGAAAGCAUGCUACGUAUUGUGGCGAGGUAUCAUCACCCCGGUUGGUCAGCGAAUGAGGAAAGGGAGUGCUAUAGGCUUUCCUUCAACAUUUGCCGUGAAACUCCCGAUGUGAACGUACCUUCCUUCUUCAACUCCAUAUGGCCACACCUUUCAAUACAGCUAACCAAAGAGAUGCUAACAUAUUUCUCCGUGCUGAAGGUUAAGGCUAAGAUCAAGGCUCUGCACACCUACUUUCGGGAGUUCCUCACGUUUCUUGAGAUUCCCGGUGUGGAGGGCAUGCGGAAUCGGGUCUUGUCAAUG
Striga asiatica is the source of this 935-nucleotide messenger RNA. The record is from the annotation of a GenBank genome assembly. Lineage: Eukaryota; Viridiplantae; Streptophyta; Magnoliopsida; Lamiales; Orobanchaceae.